AAUCCUGUGGGGCAUUUUGCUUCAUACCCUCGAGCUUCGGAAAUGGCGAUCGGCAUCCCAUGGCAUCGUCCUCUCUUCCUUCCGACGAAGCCCGAUCGUCCCAAUUAUCGCUUCACCAGCACAACGAUUUCGCGUCCUUUGGCGAUUCGAGCGUUCCGCCGCAGCGACUUCGACGGCUUUGCACGGCGCGUGGCCUCCGGCGAAGCGCUGCGUGAUGCGUGGAGGAGUGCGAACGAGGGGAUUGAGCAACUUGCGUUCGAAGCUCGGCGGGCGGCCGAGCGGAUCGACCGACGCUAUGCCGUAUCUAGACGCAUAGGAUCCGCUGCACGGACUGCUGCUUCGAGGGCGCAGGAGAUUGACUUUGAGAUCGGGAUUAGCCGCCGAUGGCGUUCCUUCUCUAUGGAUUUUUCCAGGAACUGGCCUAGGUACAGGAGGGAGUUGAAUGGGUUUCUUCAGACGCCUGUUGGUAGAGGGUCUAUGAUGGCCUUCUUCUUCUGGUUUGCUUUAUCUGGGUGGAUGUUUAGGUUUUUCAUUAUAGCUACUUGGGUAUUGCCAUUUGCAGCGCCUCUUCUUAUUGGUACAUUUGCAAAUAGUUUUGCUCUUCAGGGUGUUUGCCCAGCUUGCAAGAGGCAGUUUAUUGGUUACCGUAACCAAGUAAUCCGUUGCCCAGGCUGCAGAAACAUUGUGUGGCAACCUGGCGAUGAUGAUUUCACCAAGAACAGGAGCAGUACGUCCUCUAAACCUUCCGAGUCUGACAUAAUCGAUAUUGAGAUAGAGGAGAAAUGAGAAAAUAUUUUGUUAGCAUGAUUUGCUUCAGAAAAAUCUGUAAGAAAUGCAAGACACAGGGGACUUCCAAACGAUGCCCUUGAGGGAUCUUCUUGUGCUCUGCUGUACAUGAAAUGUCCUAGAGUCUGUCCUAUUCUGUGAAUAUUCUUUUACUCGACACGAGUUGUCACCGAAUUCUUAGCAAUAACGAAAACAAAAAAAAAUGAGAAAAUUAAACUUAUUUUGCC
Dendrobium catenatum is the source of this 1013-nucleotide messenger RNA. RefSeq lists its product as uncharacterized. Gene Ontology annotation, cellular component: chloroplast. NCBI's taxonomy places the organism in Eukaryota, Viridiplantae, Streptophyta, Magnoliopsida, Asparagales, Orchidaceae. The transcript has 4 exons. The coding region runs from base 43 to 786 and encodes 247 amino acids. The record is from RefSeq and is a predicted model, not a curated record.